AUGACUUACAGAGCAUCUCGAUUGAGACACCAUAGGGUUGCACAACAUGCUUAUGUGCAAAGAGAAAGGAUUCAGACAACCCAACCUAUUCCUGUAUCUGGACAGGCUGUACCAGAUGCACCACAUACAUCUUCAUCUUCUGGUGUUACUGAUGCUAGUCCUACUACUUCUCCACCCGGUCCUCCCGCAGACGCGCUUCUCCACCGACAUCAUUUGAGGCGGGAGAGACCUCUGGAACGUGAUACGCUCAAGGUCAUUAGCCAUGGGCGAACGAUUAGUACACUGAUACCACCUGUUAAGCCAUGGUUUGAGGAACUUUUACUGCUUUCAGGGUUGAAAGAUUUGGCAAAGUGUGGAUACAGUAUGGUCAACAAAGGUAUGAUUAACGCUUUCUUUGAGAGGUGGCACCAUGAGACGUCGUCGUUUCACAUACCACAUGGUGAGAUGACGAUCACACUCGACGACGUCACGUGUCUGCUGCAUCUUCAGAUCAGAGGGAGAUUUUUGGAUCAUGAGAGUAUUGGUAAAGAGGAGGUGUUGGAUCUGUUGGUUGAGAUGUUAGGAGUUACCUUUGAGAGUGCAUUGGGAGAGAUUAAUAAAACCCGAGGUAGUCACGUCAGUUAUAAUUAUUUGGAUCAGAUGUUCGAGGAUGAGAUACAGCAUGCACGAGAGGCUGAUGGUGAUGUCGAGCAGGUUACAAUUCAUAGGAGGUUUGCUAUGAGAGCAAACCUUUUGUAUCUUGUUGGUACACAGAUUUUUGUGAACACUAGUGCCACUUACACUGAUAUCAUGUACCUUUGGUUUUUUGCUGAUUUUGAGACGAUCCACCAGUGGAACUGGGGGGCUUCUUGCCUGGUAUACUUGCACACGAAGUUAGAUGAAGGGAUUAAGUGGAACACAAAGCAGAUAACCGACAACAUGUCACUCAUGACGAUAUAA
This is a messenger RNA of Vicia villosa (hairy vetch), 939 nucleotides long. Its product is annotated as protein MAIN-LIKE 1-like. Bases 1 to 939 code for a protein of 312 amino acids. The transcript is spliced from 2 exons. NCBI's taxonomy places the organism in Eukaryota, Viridiplantae, Streptophyta, Magnoliopsida, Fabales, Fabaceae. The record is from RefSeq and is a predicted model, not a curated record.